ACUAGUACAAUAAGAGCGAAAUGUGACGGGCGAAGCAUCUCUCUGAUUCUAACCUUACACAGUCUCUAGAUCAGAUCAGAGCUAAGCCUUCUCGGUUCUCAGGGUUUCUUGUAAAAGAAAGGUUCAAAUUAGAAAUCAUGGGUCGCGGAGUCAGCAGUGGUGGAGGACAAAGUUCUCUGGGCUACCUUUUUGGAAGUGGAGAGGCUCCAAAACCUGCCACAAAUAAUGCCGAAGCUCCUCAAAAUCAGGGACAGGUUGCAAGUAGUGGACCUUCUCAGAUGUCUACUGCGGUUGCACCACCAGCGGUUGCACCACCAGCAGUUGCACCACCAGCAGUUGCACCACCAGUGGUUGCACCACCAGCGGUUAUUAAUAAGCAGAUUCCAGCGGGCGUCCAGGGUAACACUACAAACAACUAUUUUCGGGCUGAUGGCCAGAACACCGGCAACUUUAUUACGGAUCGGCCUUCAACAAAGGUCCAUGCGGCGCCUGGUGGUGGGUCUUCCCUAGGUUACCUGUUUGGGGAUGGCAGCAACUGAGGCCUCCAGGCUUCAAUAGUUCCCUGUUUGCCUAGGGCCCUUUGCAGUUGGGGUUUGAACAAUAGUUCUCUCUUUUGGACAUUGCAGAUGUUUGAUUAGUCCUUUUGUAAUAUGGUACUUUCUUCAGUAGGGUUUUGCUCUACAAUGGAACUUGUCAAGUUAGAAUGUGUGGUCGCCUCACCACCCAACUCGGUUUACUGUCAGUUGAACGAAGUUGUUUUGUCAAUUGAACAAUGUUCUUUUGUCGGCCCUAUCCACUUCAUGUUUUUGUGAUUUUUUUCAGGUCAUUGUAUCAUAACUUCUGGAUUUAUGCAUAUUAUUGGCUCGUUAGGAGUAGA
Molecule: messenger RNA, 877 nt
Organism: Vitis riparia (riverbank grape)
Lineage: Eukaryota; Viridiplantae; Streptophyta; Magnoliopsida; Vitales; Vitaceae
Product: protein SPIRAL1-like 1
Exons: 3
Coding region: 138-539 (133 amino acids)
Biological process (GO): cortical microtubule organization
Cellular component (GO): cortical microtubule, transverse to long axis
Source: RefSeq, a predicted model, not a curated record